Molecule: messenger RNA, 1727 nt
Organism: Sclerotinia trifoliorum
Lineage: Eukaryota; Fungi; Ascomycota; Leotiomycetes; Helotiales; Sclerotiniaceae
Source: the annotation of a GenBank genome assembly
CUUGUUGAAUAGCAGAAUAGAAGCUCCUUAUUGGCCAAUUCAUUGAAACAAAAUUCCUGAUCAUGACCGGAUCUCAAAUUUGUGGAUGCAACACUUACCCGGGCAUUACCAGCUCUAUUACGUUUCUACCCCACCAUACAUCCGGACUUCGGCAAUGAUAGCUUCCAUUUAAGUUCGCAUAUAGUUCUUGACUGCUCAUCCACAGUUAGACAAUCGUCACGAAAUUCAUCAUGCCGAAGAUAUCAUCCAUUGAAUACUUUCGUGUACCACCUCGCUGGCUCUUUGUCAAAAUCACCGACGAUGUUGGCAACGUAGGCUGGGGCGAAGCCUCCCUUGAGGGUCAUACACAAGCUGUUGAAGGCUGUUUGGAUGCUUAUAUAGCCAGGUACACUGGCAUGGAAGCUGAGUACGAACAUAUUCAAUGGUAGAUUAUGAGUGGUAAUUUCAGGGACUGACUAUUGUAGUGAUAUUGAACAUAUAUGGCAAAUGUCUUGGAGGAGCGGAUUUUAUCGUGGAGGCCCAGUUCUUAUGAGCGCAUUGUCUGGAAUUGAUAUUGCUUUAUGGGAUCUAAAAGGUAUGCCUCAUUCAUUCGCGUCAAGUACUUGCACUGAUUAUACUGCCAGCCAGAAGAUUAAAUGUCCCCAUCUACCAGUUGCUCGGUGGGAAAGUCAGGGACAAGAUAAAGGUAUACGCGUGGAUUGGUGGCGAUAGACCUUCUGAUAUUGCCAGCCAAGCGUAAGUUUACCUUAAACUCUUCUUAACAUAGACUAAUUAGAGUAGUCAAGCUAGAAAAGACCAAGGGUUCACAGCAGUCAAAAUGAAUGGCACAGAGGACCUCGGAUGGCUUGAUUCGCCAUCUGCCUUGGAUAGCUGUAUAGAACGAGUCAAAGCUGUUAGGGAACUUGGCAUGGACGUAGGGGUUGAUUUUCAUGGUAGAGUUCACAAACCAAUGGCAAAGCAGCUAGCAAAGGCUUUGGAACCACAUCGACCGAUGUUCUUGGAAGAACCGCUACUUUCAGAACAUAUCAAUGGCAUUAAGGACUUGUCACAACAGACAAGCACGCCAAUCGCACUGGGUGAACGCCUUCACAGUCGAUGGGACAUUCGACCAUUUCUCGAGGCUGGUGCUAUAGAUAUUUUGCAGCCAGAUAUUAGUCAUUGUGGUGGCAUCAGUGAGAUGAAACGGAUUGCUGCUAUGGCUGAGGCAUAUGAUGUUGCUCUGGCACCACAUUGCCCUCUAGGACCCAUUGCACUAGCCGCAAAUAUUCAGAUCGCCGCGUCUUCCCCAAACCACGUUAUUCAGGAAAUGAGCUUGGGUAUUCACUACAAUGUUGGUGGGCAAGAUCUUACGAGCUAUACAACUAAUCCGGAGGUUUGGAAGGUAACCGAAGGUUAUAUCAAUUUGAUGACAGGACCAGGACUUGGCAUAGAGAUUGAUGAGAAGCAAAUACGCGAACUUUCGCAAGGAGCAGUGCCUUGGGUAAGCCCUGGAUUCAUUGGUCCGGGUGGUGAGAUUCGAGAAUGGUAGAACCAACCAUGUAUGUAUUUUAGCGUAGACGUAGAAGGUCUUCUGAUUGGCCCCCCGCCAAAAAUAAGAGAACAAUAAUUUCGAUUUGUCAAACCGAUUACAACUAUAUUAUUUCCAUUGUUCUGCGGGGCAUAAAAUUGAUACGUUUCGUAAAAGCGCAAGAUCACGAGAGCUACUCUAGUCUAGUCUCUAGCAAAGG